GUCGCAGGGGCCCUCAUGGGAGCUGGGGAUGUGAUCGCACAGCAGCUGGUGGAGCGGCGGGGGCUGCGUGGGCACCACGGCCCCCGCACCCUGAAAAUGAUGGCCAUUGGCUUCUGCUUCGUGGGCCCCGUUGUGGGCAGCUGGUACAGGAUCCUGGAUCGGCUCAUCCCGGGGAACACAAAAGUCGUGGCUGUCAAGAAGAUGGUUCUGGACCAGGGAGGCUUCGCCCCGUGUUUCCUUGGCUGCUUCCUGGCCAUCACGGGGGCCAUGAACGGGCUGUCAGUGCAGGAUAACUGGUCCAAGAUCCAGCAGGUAUGUGCUGCUGCCCUGGGGUGGAUGGGGGGCCCUGGGGAACCGGGGGGGCCCUGGCAGCUCCUCCCGGUGCGCUGGCCCUGGCGGCUGCUCCCGUUCGUGGCUGUUCCCACUCCCAGGCGCUGGGUCUGAGGGCCCUGCGGGCAU
Messenger RNA from Manacus vitellinus (golden-collared manakin), 459 nucleotides. RefSeq names its product mitochondrial inner membrane protein MPV17 (gene MPV17). The record is from RefSeq and is a predicted model, not a curated record. Lineage: Eukaryota; Metazoa; Chordata; Aves; Passeriformes; Pipridae. Bases 16 to 444 code for a protein of 142 amino acids. The transcript has 3 exons. Gene Ontology annotation, cellular component: membrane; cytoplasm.